Molecule: messenger RNA, 960 nt
Organism: Hyaena hyaena (striped hyena)
Lineage: Eukaryota; Metazoa; Chordata; Mammalia; Carnivora; Hyaenidae
Product: olfactory receptor 2S2
Exons: 1
Coding region: 1-960 (319 amino acids)
Biological process (GO): G protein-coupled receptor signaling pathway
Cellular component (GO): membrane
Molecular function (GO): G protein-coupled receptor activity; olfactory receptor activity
Source: RefSeq, a predicted model, not a curated record
AUGGAAAAAGCCAAUUGGUCCUCCCCUGUGGUGGGGUUCAUUCUCCUGGGACUCUCUGCCCACCCGAGGCUGGAGAAGACGUUCUUCGUGCUCAUCAUGUUGAUGUACGUGGUGAUCCUGUUGGGCAAUGGGGUCCUCAUCCUGGUGACCAUCCUUGACUCCCGCCUGCACACGCCCAUGUACUUCUUCCUGGGGAACCUCUCCUUCCUGGACAUCUGCUAUACAACCACCUCCAUCCCUCUACUCCUAGACGGCUUCCUCACUCCCAGGAAAACCAUCUCCUUCUCAGGCUGUGCUGUGCAGAUGUUCCUCUCCUUUACCAUGGGCGCCACAGAGUGUGUGCUUCUGGGCAUGAUGGCUUUUGAUCGCUAUGUGGCCAUCUGUAACCCCCUGAGAUACGCUGUGGUCAUGAGCAAGUCUGUCUAUGUGUCCAUGGCUGUCAGCUCCUGGACAAUCGGUGGAGCUGCUUCUGUGGUACACACAUCCUUGACAAUUCAGCUUCCCUUCUGUGGGGACAAUGUCAUCAACCAUUUCACCUGUGAGAUCCUGGCUGUCCUUAAGUUGUCCUGUGCUGACAUCACCAUCAAUGUGAUCAGCAUGGAGGUGUCCGAUGUGAUCUUCCUGGGGGUCCCAGUUUUGUUCAUCUCUGUCUCUUACAUCUUCAUCAUGGCCACCAUCCUGAGGAUCCCCUCCAUUGAGGGGAGGAAAAAGGCCUUUUCUACCUGCUCUGCCCACCUCACUGUGGUGGUCAUCUUCUAUGGGACCUUAUUUGUCAUGUAUGGGAAGCCCAAGUCUAAGGAUCCCCAGGGGGCAGACAAAGAGGAUCUUUCAGACAAGCUCAUCCCUCUCUUCUAUGGGGUGGUGACCCCCAUGCUCAACCCCAUCAUCUACAGCCUCAGGAACAAUGACGUGAAGGCUGCUGUGAGGAACCUGGUGGCUCUGAAAUACUUCAGCCAGUGA